AUGGCUAAACUGACGGCACUUCGGCUCGUCAGCCUUCUUUGCCUUGCGGCUGCGCAGGCCUCUGCUGCUGUGCUCGUGGAAAGCCUCAAACAAGUGCCCAACGGGUGGAAUGCAGUCUCGACCCCAGACCCUUCGACAUCGAUUGUCUUGCAAAUCGCCCUCGCGCAACAGAAUAUCGAUGAAUUGGAAUGGCGUCUCGCGGCUGUAUCCACGCCCAACUCUGGCAAUUAUGGCAAAUACCUGGAUAUUGGAGAGAUUGAAGGAAUUUUCGCCCCAAGCAAUGCCUCUUACAAAGCCGUGGCAUCGUGGCUCCAGUCUCAUGGGGUGAAGAACUUCGUCAAACAAGCCGGCAGUAUUUGGUUCUACACUACUGUCUCUACCGCAAACAAGAUGCUUAGCACAGAUUUCAAACACUAUAGCGAUCCUGUUGGCAUUGAGAAGCUGCGUACUCUUCAGUACUCGAUCCCAGAAGAACUAGUCGGCCAUGUUGAUCUCAUCUCGCCUACAACAUAUUUUGGAAACAACCACCCCGCGACAGCGAGAACACCCAACAUGAAGGCCAUUAACGUAACCUACCAAAUCUUUCACCCAGACUGCCUUAAAACGAAAUACGGCGUUGAUGGCUAUGCCCCAUCUCCAAGAUGUGGCAGCAGGAUUGGUUUUGGCUCAUUCCUCAACGAAACUGCCAGUUAUUCGGAUCUUGCGCAGUUUGAGAAGUACUUUGACCUUCCCAACCAAAACCUUUCCACCUUAUUGAUCAAUGGCGCAAUCGACGUUCAGCCACCUUCCAACAAAAACGACAGCGAGGCCAACAUGGACGUUCAGACCAUCUUGACCUUUGUCCAACCUCUUCCUAUUACUGAGUUUGUUGUUGCCGGAAUCCCGCCGUAUAUUCCUGAUGCGGCUUUGCCGAUCGGCGACCCUGUCCAAAACGAGCCGUGGCUGGAAUACUUUGAGUUUUUGAUGUCCAGGACCAACGCAGAGCUUCCCCAGGUCAUUGCCAACUCAUACGGUGACGAGGAACAAACGGUACCACAGGCGUAUGCCGUCCGAGUAUGCAACCAGAUUGGGCUGUUGGGCCUUCGCGGUAUAUCCGUUAUCGCAUCAUCUGGCGAUACGGGUGUUGGAAUGUCUUGUAUGGCUUCGAACAGCACUACUCCUCAGUUUAACCCCAUGUUCCCGGCUUCGUGUCCUUAUAUCACCACUGUCGGUGGAACUCAGCACCUUGAUAAUGAGAUUGCUUGGGAGCUUUCAUCGGGAGGCUUCAGUAACUAUUUCACAAGGCCAUGGUAUCAAGAAGACGCAGCCAAAACAUAUCUUGAACGUCAUGUCAGCACCGAGACAAAGGCAUAUUACGAACGUUACGCCAAUUUCUUGGGACGCGGCUUUCCCGACGUUGCAGCACUUAGUCUCAACCCCGAUUAUCCAGUGAUUAUUGGCGGAGAACUUGGUCCCAAUGGAGGCACUUCUGCGGCCGCACCCGUCGUCGCUAGUAUUAUUGCACUCUUGAACGAUGCACGCCUUUGCCUAGGCAAACCUGCCCUUGGGUUCUUGAACCCCCUGAUCUAUCAAUAUGCUGAUAAGGGUGGCUUCACGGAUAUCACGUCCGGCCAGUCUUGGGGCUGUGCCGGAAAUACCACUCAGACGGGGCCUCCUCCCCCUGGAGCUGGUGUCAUUCCGGGGGCACACUGGAAUGCGACCAAGGGAUGGGAUCCUGUAACAGGAUUUGGAACCCCGAACUUCAAGAAAUUACUCUCACUGGCCCUGUCCGUCUAA
Trichoderma atroviride IMI 206040 is the source of this 1776-nucleotide messenger RNA. NCBI's taxonomy places the organism in Eukaryota, Fungi, Ascomycota, Sordariomycetes, Hypocreales, Hypocreaceae. The record is from RefSeq and is a predicted model, not a curated record.